Molecule: messenger RNA, 540 nt
Organism: Eurytemora carolleeae
Lineage: Eukaryota; Metazoa; Arthropoda; Copepoda; Calanoida; Temoridae
Product: snaclec CTL-Eoc125
Exons: 1
Coding region: 1-540 (179 amino acids)
Biological process (GO): biological process involved in interspecies interaction between organisms
Cellular component (GO): external side of plasma membrane
Molecular function (GO): carbohydrate binding
Source: RefSeq, a predicted model, not a curated record
AUGAAGACUAUUGGACUAAUCUGUACUGUUCUUGCUCUAGCUAGCGGUCAAGAAGAGCAGAGUCUCGCUCCUCGCUACCUGGACCAGUACUCUGUUGGAUUCAUGAAGGAAGACGGAAACCUGCGGGCAGCAGCGCCAGAGUGUAAAGAUAAUCUGGGAUGGAUUUAUCACGAGGGACACUGCUACAUGUUUACUAGCUACCACGUGGACUUCCUCGCGGCAGAGGAACUCUGUAAUCAAUAUGGCGCCUACCUGACAGACAUAUUGUCAGCAGCAGAGAACAACUUUAUCAAGGGAGUGCUGAAUGUUAUCAACCCUAAGGAUGGAACAGAUUAUUGGAUCGGAGGCCUAGAUACAAACAGGGAUAAGACCAUCCAAUGGAUGACUGGUGCUCCAAUGGACUUCAAGGACUUUGUUGCCAAUAAUCCAAGUGGGACUCCGUACCUUCAUAUGAACUUUGAUGCUGGGUUUAAAUGGGAUACUAAGGAUGAUGCUAAUGACAAGGACAACGGUUUCAUCUGUAAGAAAAAACAAGCAUAG